UGUAUCUGGCUAGCUACUGCCGGUAAUUCUGAGUGUGCGAAUCGUGCCACAACUCUGGAAACCCUGAUUCCGCGAAUCCCGAUUUGGGGGUUGUUGGCACCUAUCAAGCGAUCACGUAACAGCUUCAUGGAAUCAUGGUUUCAGGGAUAGCACGUAGAUUCUAUGUAGACUUGUAGAUGCGCCGACGGUGUUGGUACGCAGAAAUCGGAAUUGUCAUUUCGAGCGACCCCUGCUUCGCUCUCCGAAGCAGAGUUCCUUGUCUUGUGGUACUAGCUAGCCAUGGGUGUGGACAGCGACCUGGACGAAUCCACAAGCACCAGUGGUGUUGAUGCCCAUCGACCGAGUAUCCAGGGCAAAGUUCGACCUGUGAACAGCGUUUACGCCAGUCGCUCGUCCUAUGGUUCAAUUGGCACUGCAUCCACUUCCGAACUCUCUGAAAUGGCUUCUCGGGGCGCAACACCAACGGAAGAAUCGCAGCCGAACACUCCUGGAUUUAUGACUGCUGGCGGUGGAGAUGGCCCUCUGGAAGUGCCUUCGCCCUCCAUCUCCACAAGCACUGCAGGCGGUGGUGCGGAUGUCACGCCCAAAUUGAAGCGUGUAAAGUCCAGCUUCGGAUCGAAGAGCCUAGGCUACUGGGCGUCAUGUUGCUUGAACCUGAACAAUUGCAUGGGACCUGCCAUGGUUCUACUGCCACUGGUAUCACAACAAGCAGGCUGGUUCACACCCACACUUGCUCUCCUGGUUGUUUUCGUCUUCUCCACAUUCGCCGGCACAAUGCUUUGUGAGGCAAUGCAGAGAAUACCAGGCAACAGCAGGUUUAGCGCAGUGCCCCGCAUUGAAUUUACAACAGCAGUGCGCCAUUACUAUGGAACUAAGGCAUACUAUGUGUUCCAGAUACUGUACACGAUCAGUCUUCAGGCUUUGAAUAUAGCCAGUAUGAUCAUCUCCUCGCAGGUGGUGGACAACUUCAUCUUCAAAGUUACCGGGAAUAAUUAUGCCCUGGACUACAAAACCUGGAGCAUUGUGACUGGCUGCUCUGGGUUCAGCAAAGACGCCGUUGGCCAGUGUCUGGAGGACAGUAACAUCUUCCCUGUCUCCACUGUCAUCUCACUUGGAUUCAUCGUCAGUAUGCUGAUCUGCCUGCCGUUUGGAUAUCUCAAUCUGGAUGACAACAUGUGGUUCCAGUGGUUCUCUCUCAUUGGCCUGCUACUCUUCACACUGGAAUUUGUUGUACAAUUCUUCCUCAACAUGAUUCCUUCCUCAAAAUACUAUGUUGGCCCACACUAUGAUCCCGGACUGGAUAUGAACCGGACAGGACUUGGACCAGAAUUGCUGCCAUUUUUCAAAGUCGGUGGCCAGGGCUAUGUGUUUGGCUUGGCAACAUUUGCUUACUCCUACAUUGUGACCAUCCCAUCGUGGGUCAAUGAAAAGAAGCCGGAGGUAUCAGUCAAUAAAGCAGUGUGGGUGCCCGCCACUCUGGGACUUGUCAUGAAGCUGGCCAUUGGACUCAUGGGCGGCAUGAGCUUUUAUCUGUUGGGCAAGAACAACCAGCCCCUGAAUGGCGCUGAUAACAUUCUCAUUGAGCUUCUCCACCCAAGGAUGCCUGCAGUCACCCAGUACUCUGCUUACCUGUGGAACUUGACCACUCUAAUCCCCGGCAUCCCCGUGUUGGGCAUCUACGUGCGCUACAAUCUCCUGUCUGGAAAGGUCUUUGGACCCGUCCAGUCUGCAUUCUGGGGUGUGGUAGCACCGUGGAUUGUAACGUUGUUUCUCUACGAGCAGUCUGCACUGAGCGAAGUCUGCAACUGGAUUGCUCUCAUCGCUGCCGGCUUCACGAAUUUUGUUGUACCCGCCAUGCUCUACUACCGCUCCUUGACUUGGUACCCGAGCAGCGAAGAGAGAGCGGAACAAAGGACCGGCACAUCCGGGGCCUCUCCUGGGCAUAGGGAUGAUGAAGUGGCUGCUUUGCGCGAGGAAGAGCGUUUGAUCACAUCUGAUACGGUAAACGAGAUAGUUGAAUCUGGCGACCUCUACGCACAGCAGCAGCGGGUGCAUGCUGUGCCAAAGUGGCUCCGCAUCGCACCCAAGAAGCUUGCUGCUGGUAUCAGUAUCUUCUUCACGUUGCUCAGCGUCAUCACGAUCGGCUGUUACAUAUACGCAGCUGUAGCGCUGGGAUCCACCGACUGAGUUUUCCUGCAGUGUCAUAGUGAGCAGCCAGUGUCCUGAAAUGACUGUACUGCAAGUAACAUGUAUGGGGUUCAUAAUCUUCUGUCACUGUGCAGUUGUAUUUUAUACCUACUUCAACGUCGACGCCGAUUAUAUUUUGUAACAGCUGACUAUUAAUAUGAUAAGUAUAAUUAUUAUAUUGGAUUGGGCCAGCCUGCCUCUUGACACAGUAUUUUUUAGGAGCCAAGGCAAAGCACCACAUCACACUCGACACUGCUGUGCAAGCUGCUAUUUAUGAUAUGAAUUCAUCGAAGAAACAAAUCACUUCAUUAUUAAAAUAUGUUACCAUUCAUAGACCUUUAAAAACUGAAUUCAAUCUUUAGACUCUGGGCAGCAGGUCUGCUUAUCUUGAUCAAAUCACUGCUUUCUCUCUUAUUGGCACAAUGGAUCUGCUUACUGGAUGUAGUUUGGAGUAAGUUGCUUUUUUCAGAGCAAUACUUUUUAUGCAUUUCGAAAUGAGUUGGCUGAAUAGUAAUUUAUUUUUCGAAUACGCUUUUCGACUACACUUUGCCUACUCACAGUCAUUUCAGCAUAAGUACUACUUCCAGGGACCGCAGUUCAGAAGCUGUCAUGCUCAGAUCAUUCUCUGCGCCUUUCUCCCUGGUUCUUUCCUUUCUUUGUAAGGCCACACGUUUUUAUUUCUAUGUUUCUCGUCACCUGAAAAUCUAAAAACGUA
Molecule: messenger RNA, 2902 nt
Organism: Sycon ciliatum
Lineage: Eukaryota; Metazoa; Porifera; Calcarea; Leucosolenida; Sycettidae
Exons: 12
Coding region: 280-2187 (635 amino acids)
Biological process (GO): amino acid transmembrane transport
Source: RefSeq, a predicted model, not a curated record